This is a messenger RNA of Trichechus manatus latirostris (Florida manatee), 2997 nucleotides long. RefSeq names its product acyl-CoA synthetase short chain family member 2 (gene ACSS2). Gene Ontology annotation, cellular component: cytoplasm. Gene Ontology annotation, molecular function: acetyl-CoA synthetase activity. Lineage: Eukaryota; Metazoa; Chordata; Mammalia; Sirenia; Trichechidae. The transcript has 19 exons. The coding region runs from base 107 to 2251 and encodes 714 amino acids. The record is from RefSeq and is a predicted model, not a curated record. Gene Ontology annotation, biological process: acetyl-CoA biosynthetic process.
AAGCCCCGCCCCUCCCUUAAAGCCCCGCCUCUAGGCCGGCCUAUUUUCCUCUCCUCCGCUCUGGCGGCGACCGCAAAGGCUGCCACCGAGCUCUGAACUGGACGCGAUGGGGCUUCCUGAGGAGCGGGGCCGAAGCGGCAACGGGAGCGAGGGCCGGGAGGAGGCUGGAGCCGGGAGCCAGGCACGGAGUUGGGCUCCGCCGCCCGAAGUCAGCCGAUCCGCGCACGUUUCCUCGCUGCAGCGCUACCGCGAGCUGCACCGGCGCUCUGUGGAAGAGCCUCGGGAGUUUUGGGGAGGCAUUGCCAAGGAAUUUUACUGGAAGACUCCAUGCCCUGGUCCAUUCCUUCAGUACAACUUUGAUGUGACUAAAGGGAAAAUCUUCAUUGAGUGGAUGAAAGGAGCAACUACCAACAUUUGCUACAACGUACUGGACCGAAAUGUCCACGAGAAAAAACUUGGAGAUAAAGUUGCUUUUUACUGGGAGGGCAAUGAGCCAGAGGAGACUACUCACAUCACCUACCUUGAGCUUCUAGUCCAAGUAUGUCGGUUCAGCAAUGUUCUACGAAAACAGGGCAUUCGGAAGGGUGACCGAGUGGCCAUCUACAUGCCCAUGAUCCUGGAGCUGGUGGUGGCCAUGCUGGCAUGUGCCCGCCUUGGGGCUCUGCACUCCAUUGUGUUUGCAGGCUUUUCUGCAGAAUCUCUAUGUGAACGGAUCGUGGAUUCCAGUUGCAGCCUUCUCAUCACUGCAGAUGCCUUCUAUAGGGGGGAAAAGCUUGUGAACCUGAAGGAGCUGGCUGACGAGGCCCUGGAGAAGUGUCGGGAGAAGGGUUUCCCAGUGAGAUGCUGCAUUGUGGUCAAGCACCUAGGACGGGCAGAGCUGGGCAUGGGUGACUCCCCCAACCAGCCCCCUCCGAUUAAGAGGCCAUGCCCAGAUAUGCAGGGAAAGCUGAAAGUGAAAUCCAAGCGCAUCAGGCCCCAGAUCUCCUGGAACCAGGGGGUUGACUUGUGGUGGCAUGAGCUCAUGCAAGAAGCAGGGGAUGAGUGUGAGCCUGAGUGGUGUGAUGCUGAGGACCCACUCUUCAUCCUAUACACCAGUGGCUCCACAGGCAAACCCAAGGGUGUGGUACACACAGUUGGGGGCUACAUGCUUUAUGUGGCCACGACCUUCAAGUACGUGUUUGACUUUCACCCGGAGGACGUGUUCUGGUGCACAGCAGACAUUGGCUGGAUCACUGGCCAUUCCUAUGUCACUUAUGGGCCACUGGCUAACGCUGCCACCAGCAUUUUGUUUGAGGGGAUCCCUACAUACCCAGACGUGGGCCGCAUGUGGAGCAUUGUGGACAAGUACAAGGUGACCAAGUUCUACACAGCACCCACAGCCAUCCGCCUGCUCAUGAAGUUUGGAGAGGAACCUGUCACCAAGCAUAGCCGGGCAUCCUUACAGGUGCUAGGCACAGUGGGUGAACCCAUCAACCCUGAGGCCUGGCUGUGGUACCACCGGGUGGUAGGUGCCCAGUGCUGCCCCAUUGUGGACACCUUCUGGCAGACAGAGACAGGUGGCCACAUGCUGACCCCCCUCCCUGGUGCCACACCCAUGAAGCCUGGUUCUGCUACCUUUCCGUUCUUUGGCGUAGUUCCUGCAAUCCUGAAUGAGUCUGGGGAAGAGCUGGAGGGUGAAGCUGAAGGUUAUCUGGUGUUCAAGCAGCCCUGGCCAGGUAUUAUGCGCACAGUCUAUGGAAGUCACGCACGCUUUGAGACCACCUAUUUUAAGAAGUUCCCUGGGUACUAUGUGACAGGAGAUGGCUGCCGGAGGGACCAGGAUGGCUAUUACUGGAUCACUGGCAGGAUUGAUGACAUGCUCAAUGUAUCUGGACACCUGCUGAGCACAGCAGAGGUGGAGUCAGCCCUUGUGGAACAUGAGGCUGUCACAGAGGCUGCUGUGGUCGGACACCCUCACCCUGUGAAGGGCGAAUGCCUGUACUGCUUUGUCACCCUCUGUGAUGGUCACACAUUCAGCCCCACCCUUACUGAGGAGCUCAAGAAGCAGAUUAGAGAAAAGAUCGGCCCCAUUGCUACACCGGAUUACAUCCAGAAUGCACCCGGCUUGCCUAAAACUCGCUCAGGGAAAAUCAUGAGACGGAUACUUCGGAAGAUUGCUCAGAAUGACCACGACCUGGGGGACACAUCUACUGUGGCUAACCCAUCUGUCAUCAGCCAUCUCUUCCGCCACCGCUGUCUGACCACCCAGUGAACAAGACCCUGACCUUUACCCAGGAUUCCCUGUUUGGCUCUCAAAAGUUGUGCCCAUCCUCCCUUGCCCCCCAUCCAGCAGUGCUGAGGGCUAGUGAACACCCACACCGCCUUCCUCAACCUGCUGUCUGGGACCAAGGACCAGCUUUGGCCCUGGGUGGAGACAACUCCCUGUGACUGCCAAGCAGAUGGGACAGGGCCCAGGUGAACCUUAUAUUGCUGUAUCCCCAGACUGCAAAGAGCCUUUGGAGCCCAGAACAGGGACCUGAAGGUUAUGUCCCCAACUCACAUGUUCAGAGGGCAAGUGAGAGCCUAGACUGAAGCAGGAAGGCAGCUCUGUAAUCCUGUCAACUCUCUCAGGAAGCACCAGUACUUACCUUGGACAUGCACUUGCACUUAGAAAUGCCUAUUUGUGAGUCCUGGAACAAUUACUAUUUUUUAAAACACUUUGCCGGUUCUGUUUUGGGUUUAAAUUCUCUUUUGUGCCAGAUGAUAGUGCUGUCUGCCCAUUUGCUCCAGGGGCUGUGAGGGUAGGCUCAGUCUCCAGAGGGUUUUCAGAUAAUCUGCUUCAUUGAGAGAGUAGACAUGCUCCUAGGACCAGAGGAGCUUGUCUUCCUUGUCUUCUGUUCCCAUCCACCCCUGAACAGAGCCCGGCCCAUGAGAGACACUCUCAGAUGAGACUCUCUUCUUGCCUCAGUCGUGCUCAAGCCCUUUGGAUGCAGGAAUAAAGUCUGUAAGCUCAGGAAG